Molecule: messenger RNA, 1743 nt
Organism: Lodderomyces jiufengensis
Lineage: Eukaryota; Fungi; Ascomycota; Pichiomycetes; Serinales; Debaryomycetaceae
Exons: 1
Coding region: 1-1743 (580 amino acids)
Source: RefSeq, a predicted model, not a curated record
AUGAACUUAAUAAUAAAGAUAUUCUAUCUUUUUUCCCUACUAAUAAAGUAUACAUUAUCAGAUGCUAUUCUACCGGGAGCUUCAAAUGAAACUUUAGAGGUUGCUUUAAGAUCUCAAAGAGAUAUAUCAAAACCAAUUCCUAUUGAUCAAUUAUCAGUUUCUGGUUUAUCAUUAAGUUCAAUAUUUGAAAAUAAUGUUUAUAAUACUGAAAGUUUAUCAAAUUUAACUACUUUAUUAAAUAAGGGAACUCAAGCGAUAAUGAUUGAUUUAUAUUGGAAUGAAUUUACAUCCAUAUGGCAAUUAUGUCCUGCACCAUUUCCUCAAAAUUCUUCUUCAGCUAUAAAUAAUACACCUUCCAUUAUAUGGAAUAAUCAAACUUAUUCUUGUGAUUUAGAAUUAACAACAGAUUAUGUAAUGGAAGUUAUUACUUCAUAUAUAACGUCUACAAAUACUGAUUAUCAAGCUAAUUUUUUACAUAUUUUAGUUAAUUUAAAAUCAAUUCAUUAUGAAAAAUCAAAUCAAACUAUUGAAUUGGAAAAUAUUUAUAAACCGACUCCAGAAACAACUUCAGUUGGAAAUUCAACAUUAUCUGAAACUUUUGCAUUAAUGUCACUGUAUAUAUUUGGUCCACUGACUUUAAAUGAUUAUCGAUCUAAAGUUCAAGAAGAAGAGGAAAAUCAUGAAUUUGUAUCAUUUUAUAAUAGAUCAGAUAUAAUUAUGCCUUCAUUAACAACAGUUUUACUUAGUGAAUAUAAAAGAUUAAUGGUUAAUGUUAUUUCAGAUGAGACUAUUGAUUCAAGACGUUCUUAUACUAUCAAUGAACUUGAUAAAAAUAUGAUAUUUUUUAAUGAUACUUUACCUACAAAUACUAUGUCAAUUUUGGAGGCUGACGAUUAUUGUAAACAAGUUUUGGUUCCAACAAAUGGUCUUCGUCAAUUCAAUAAUUUGUCACUUUCAACUCAUUUUAGAUAUGUUAUUGAUAGCAAAAGUGUUCCUUUUACAUUGAAGAAUAUACGAAGAUAUGUAAGAUGUGGGUUAUCACCAAUUUUCAAUUCUACUACGUACAAUGUUGGGAAUUUACUGAAUACAAUUAAUUCACUGGAUAUUGAACAAGUCUAUCAAGCUUAUGCUCCAUAUUAUUUCUGGUCUUGGAGUCCUGGUCAACCAGAAAUUAUGGAAAAUACUACCAGAAACAAUUCAGGUGAUCCAGAUGAACUGAGAAAUGUUGCUUAUAAAUGUGUAUAUUUACAAAAUGAUGGUUGGCAUGUUGGAGAUUGUUAUGAAAGAUUUGAAUUUGCAUGUCAAAAUAAAACCUCACCAAAUGAUUGGCUUAUUCAAAAAGAAAAUAAAAAAACUUAUUUUGAAAUUGGUAAGGAAGAUUGUCCAGAUGGGUUUAAUUUUAGUUUACCAAGACUGAAUAUAGAAAUGCUUUCACUAUUAACUGCUGUUGAUUUGCAAAAUGGUACAUAUCCUAUUUGGAUAGAUUUAAAUGAUAUUACUAUUGCAACUUGUUAUGUUUCUGGUGGUCCUUAUGCUCAAUGUCCCUAUCAAAGAACGGUCACAAGUCAAAGAUUUGCUAGAAUGAUUGCACCAGCUUCAGUUAUUUGUAUAAUUGUUUUGAUUUUAAUUUUAUUGGAGAAAAUAUUUAGAAAAAAUCAUAUUCAAGCUAAUAGAAAACGAUAUUGGAAAAAGAAGCUUAAUGAUUAUUACAAAUUAAAUGAUUAUGAAGGAGUGCCAUCUUAA